AUGGCUCGAACUAAGACCACCGGAGCUCCCAAACCUUUAGCUGCUGCAAGUGGUUCUACUUCAUCAGCUUCACCUCUUGCAGCUUCAGGAUCAUCUUUGAAUUCCUCUGUCAAGAUUAGGGCUCAGAAAAAGACCUUCCCUGUGUCCAAAACCUCUUCGUUAGUGCUUCCAUCCAUGUCUCCAACUCUAAUUUCUCUACCCGCACCACCAACUAAAGAGGUGGUGCCUACCGAGACCCUUCCUUCAGCAAUCGAGUCACUUGCUCCAAAUCCUAAAUCCUCAAAACUCGAGACUGCCAAAUCAAAAGGAUCCCCUACUGCUACACAACCUAUUUCUGGAAUAUUGCCUUCAUCCUGGACUCGCUCCAAAGAAACUGCCUCUAGUUCAUCGGCAGACGCGAAGAAAGGAGGAAAACGAGGCAAGCCUUCUCCUCCAAAGAAAUCUCCUCCUGUAAAGAAACUCAAAAUCACUCCACAUGCAUGUUCUUCGUUUAAGGCUGAUCCAUCUGAGGACCCAUCUGGUGAAGCAGCCAAUCCUUCUAAGCACUCAAGUUCUGAGAACACCAAAAGGUCUGAAUCUACCCAAGAACUUUAUGAUCUGGUUGCCUCUGAAGAACGCGUUGUUGAAUUAGAUGAUGGUUUUGAUGCAUCAGAUACUCAGUCUGAGCCUUCUGAACCUCUACCUUCUGAUUCCAAGGGAAAGAAGCCCGUGAUUUUUUAUUAUGCUAACCGUAAGGUUAUUUGUGAAAAGAAUUUUAAUCUUGCUACUCAUAGGGUGUUUGGGGUGAUUGGUAUUUUGCAAGAAAGAGAGUGGUUAGAUUCUUUACAGGGCUAUUCUGAGUAUGUUGAUCGGGUUGUCAAGGAAUUUUAUGCUAACAUUACUGAUGAUUUUCUAAAUCAUAAUUCCUUUAUGUAUGGCAAAGUGUAUGUUCGGGGUCAUUGGUUUUCUUUUACAGUUAAAGAUAUUGCUACUGCCCUAAAUUUUCCCAUUGGUGUCAUUCUGGAUACCCUAGAAUUUAAUAAGGACCUAGUCCUUUCAGAGCUUGUAGGACAAAAGGUAUCAUGGAAUCCAAGCACAUCACUCUCCAUUCUUGAUCUUACAUACACCUAUGCUAUGCUUAUGCAGUUUUCACUGUCCAACUGGAUGCCCUCCUCUAACACAGUUGUUGUGUCUCAAGAAUUGGCAUUCUUUCUGUUCAAGAUUGGUUCUGGUGCACAGAAGUCCAAGUCCUUGGUUAUUCCCUCUGUUUCCACAACCACUGUUGUUGUUCCAUCUGGUGUUGGUCCUGACAUAUCAGAAAUGCUCGCUGUCAAGACUGAUCUAACAAUGGUACAGAAUCGACUUGGAACAUUGGAGGCCACUCAACAAGCAAUCCUUUCUCAGCUGACGGCCUUAGCCAAGGGUGUUUGA
Humulus lupulus (European hop) is the source of this 1410-nucleotide messenger RNA. RefSeq lists its product as uncharacterized. Bases 1 to 1410 code for a protein of 469 amino acids. The record is from RefSeq and is a predicted model, not a curated record. Lineage: Eukaryota; Viridiplantae; Streptophyta; Magnoliopsida; Rosales; Cannabaceae. The transcript has 2 exons.